This is a messenger RNA of Polyodon spathula (Mississippi paddlefish), 6992 nucleotides long. Its product is annotated as tumor necrosis factor receptor superfamily member 16-like. The record is from RefSeq and is a predicted model, not a curated record. Gene Ontology annotation, molecular function: nerve growth factor binding; coreceptor activity; death receptor activity. Lineage: Eukaryota; Metazoa; Chordata; Actinopteri; Acipenseriformes; Polyodontidae. Gene Ontology annotation, cellular component: cell surface; plasma membrane. The transcript has 6 exons. The coding region runs from base 765 to 1970 and encodes 401 amino acids. Gene Ontology annotation, biological process: Rho protein signal transduction.
AUGCUCUACAGGGUUUAAAUCCUUGGAAGCACACGUCCGUUUCGUGCAUCUGUCCGGGACGGGAGGGAGAGAAGUAGAGGCAGACAGGAAGAAAGACAAAGAAAGAAGAAAGAAGGAGAGGAAGGACGAAAGAAAGAAAGAACGAAAGAAAGACAGCGUCUGAAACAGAAAGCGCCUCAGUCAAGAAAACAGAAAGGAGCAAAUCCUUUGGAAUAAAUAACAGACCUCAUUAUUUUUUUUAAAGACGGGGAAGAAAAAAAAAAGAAGAAUUUUGCUGUUUUUUGUUUGUUUGCAUUAAUCGCAAACUCGGUUCUUAAGGAAAAAGACACAAAAAGUUAGAAUUAAAUUUCAGAACUGGGCUUUGCAAGCGGAUCGGAUCGGAGAACUAAGCCGAUUUCCUCAAGCAGUUUAGUUUUGGAUACGUUACAAUUACCGCAGAUUAUCUGGCUAUUGUUUUGCAUAGCCCUCACAGAUUUGUAUAUAUACAUAUAUUAUAUAUUAUAUAUUAUUAUUAUUAUUAUUAUUAUUAUUAUUAUUAUUUAGUUAUGACCGAUAAGACCACUGUUUUUCAUUAGCCGUUCCUGCGGAAAGUAGCCAAAUAUUUAUUAGAUUACUAGCGACACGCCUUGCUCUGUUUUUAAUUCUCUGUCAAAAAGGCUUAUUUACAAAUAAGGGAAGAACAAAAACGCAAGAUCCUGGAUUUCUAUGUUUUUUGGAGCAACCCCGAAGUUCAGUAACUCGAUCGGAGACUGCUAAUCACUGCAAUGGAUUCGAGGAGGGUCGCAUUAACUUGCUGUUUCCUGAUUCUCGCAAAGGUUGCCGCAGCAGACACCUGCGAGACUAACCGCUUCACGGAGGAUGGCGAGUGCUGUGACCUUUGCCCCUUAGGAUUUGGGGUCACUGUUGAAUGUGGCAAAACCAACACCCAGUGCAAAGCCUGCCAGGAGGGUUUGACAUUCUCCACGCUCCCCGGCACCCCCUGCAGCCCGUGCUCGCUCUGCCCCCAGGGUAUCCAGGUGACAAGUCUCUGCAUGGCCACACAGGACACACAGUGCAACUGCGGCGACGGCUUCUUCCUGAAUGUGGUGAAUGGCUCUGACCCUCUGUGCGCUCCCUGCUCGUCCUGUGGGAAGGGGCUCGGUGUGGAGUGGGAGUGUGGGCCUCGCUGGGACACUAAGUGCAAGGCCUGCCCAGCAGGAACCUACUCCGAGGAGAACAGCCAGACUGAGACCUGCCUCAACUGCACAACCUGUCAGGAGAGCGAGGUGCAGAUCCGCGAGUGCACCGCCAACUCUGACACACUCUGCAUGGACAAGAAACUGAUGAUCUUGCAGAGACAGGGCACUGCCACUCCAAAGGACUCAUCUCGCCGUGGGGAUCCCAUGGAGUCUGAGACCAGCACCUACCCCAGCUCCCCAGACUUCAUCCCUCAGGAGGACAGCGGCAAGAACAUCAUUCCAGUGUACUGCUCCAUCCUGGCAGCCAUCGUCAUUGGCCUGCUCAUCUACGUUGCCUACAAGUGCUGGACCUCAUGCAAGCAGAAACAGCAGCUGGCGAAAGCGCGUGCCAGCGAGCUUAGCUGCUCCCCCGAAGGAGAAAAACUGCACAGCGACAGCGGGGUCUUCCUGGAUACACACAGCCUGCAGGAGACACAGCAGCUCAAAGGCAAUAAACUGGAGAGCCGUCUAUACCUCAACGUUGCCCCCCAGAGGCAGGAAGAGAUUGAGCAGCUGCUGCAGGACACCAGCAGUGGGAAGGGCUGGCGCCAGCUGGCUGCUCAGCUGGGGUAUGAGCAGGAUCGCGUGGACAUCUUCGGGCGGGGCGAGGACCCUGUGCACACCCUGCUCUCUGAUUGGUCGGCUCAAGAGGGCACCACCGUGUCGGCACUGUACGCUGCGCUUAGCCGCAUUGAGAGGAGUGAUGUGGCUGCAGCUCUAAGCAGACCGGCUGAGGCCAGCUCUGUGGUGUGACCUGAGAAAGAGAGAGAGAGAGAGGACUGCAGGGGAGCGGGGGAGCAGGAGGGCUGGAGGGAGGGAGGGAGAGAGAGGUUAACAUAUGCAUAUCUCCCAGAGAGAAAUCCAAAUGACUAGAAGUCUGAAGCGUUAGAAAUCUAAGAAGUGAAACAGCUUCAAUCUUGAAAAACUGAAAGGCGGGGCACGCCCUUUUGAAGUGACAAGCCAAACAUCUGAUGAGGCUGCUGGCAGAAGAUGAUUGCCAAGUGAAAGCAGCAGAUCUGAAAUCUGCAGAUGGACCAAACUUCACAAGGAAUGAAGCAUUCACUUACUUUCCAGUCCAAUUUUCCCAUUGCCCUGUAUGUAACAGACUAUUCUUAGUGCUAUUGCCAGGUAAUCCUCAUUAAAACCACCAAACCCUAUUGAUGCCCAGAAAGAGAAGAGAUAACCGUCAAGAACUGGCCCUGGAACCUGGAACCAGAAUCUGAAGGACAGACAUGGAGAAGUCUAAGGUGGUCAGACAACAAAGUGGCAAUAUACUGGGACUGUAGCCCUGUGGGUUUUGGUUGGGCAGUCAGAAGUACAAGACACAAGGAAUGCUAAAUGUAUUUUCAUUGCAUUAGAUGUGUAAAACAUUUUGAGUGUAUAUUCCCUUCAAAGUCCAUGCCCCAGUUCAGCAUGUGUGCUACGUGAAAAAUUCCAUUAGAUGUUAAUGUAAAUUUAAAAAAAAAUGUUAAAGGGGAAAAAAAAGAAUGGGUAGAAAUGAUUUUGUUGUUUUGUGUUUUUGCAUAACCCAGAUUAUGAAUAUAGUACAUAACAAAUAUAAAUUCUAAUGAAUGGGAAUAUGAUGAUCAAUACCCGGUAUUGUUCUUGCACAUACACAUUCAAACAGGAGUUAUCUGGAUUUUGGAUUUUGUUCUCUGCCUGUGCCAGCUUCAGUGCCAACUCUAUGUAAUCCCACCCCCCCAGUCACACAGAAAUGCAGUCUAAACAGGGAUUUGAAAAAGUAGGUAAUGUGCCAUUCUGUUUCCAUUGGAGAAUAUUCUUGGAUGUGUUCGUCUGGUAUAUUAUAAGUUUAGUUCAUAUUGAACAAAAUGGAAACUUGUUUCGAGACAGUGUGGCCCAGGGGUUAGAGCUGGGGACUAGGGGCCUUUGGGUGCCUUGGUUUGAAUCCUGGCUCAGACACUGCUUGAUAUGUGUGUGAUUUAGUGCCUCUUGUCGGAGUAUCUCUGGAUCCAAACUGCAGUCUGCUGGAAAGAGAGCUGUUGUUGUGAAUUAUAAAUAUGUUUACAUGUUUCAAACCUCAGGUGUUAAGAUGCUCUAUGAAUUAUGUGUGCUUACUUUCCUCAAGAGAAUGGGUUAGAUUUGCAAACGUAUUUACUCCAAAUUGUCAUUAACUACAUUUUUUUUUUUUUUUUAGAAAUAAAUGCACCAAACUAGGAAAACACUAUUCAGAGCGUUUAGGGGUGUCAUCAGGUGUUGCUAAUUUGUAUUAAAAUUGUAAGUGCGCUAAAAAGGAAUUGUUUGACCGUUUGGAGUAAAAAUAUUUGAGAAUCAAGCCCAGUGUUUUAGAAUACUUUAUGUGAUACAACCUAAAAGUCAGACUGACUCCUUGCAUUGUAACCAGUUCUAGUACCGUGGGCAUACCAUACCAACUUGCAAGGAGCGCUACCCACAGUGGGUGCACUGUUCAUUUCAAGAAACCCCUGAGCUAUUUCUAAUGUAAGCCAUAUACACACAGAAGCCUCUGAACGCCUAGACAGGAGUGUGCCGAUCAGGGUUCGAUGCCCGACCACAGACCUCUGCACACCACUCCCCCGGUUCUAGCUUUCUUUUUAUAUAUUUUUGGUUCUUUCCAUUCAUUCAUUCCUUUUCUUUUUUAUUUCUUACACUAGUUGCUAUUUUCAAAUUAUUAUGAUAUAUUUUUUUGUGAAUGUGUCUGAACAUGUUAAGGUCUUUUUAUGGUUAAUUUCGUGUUUAAAUAAAUAUACAAUUGGGAAUUGAAGUCUUAAGUUGAAUUUUAUUUUUGUUUGGGAUGGAUCUCCCAAAUCUGAAGUGGGAUGUGAAACCAUGUCAACAUGUUCUGUUGCUGUUGUAAGAUGACCUCUUGAUAUGUUAUCGGAGAUUGGUGGGUUUUGUUGCAGUUUGUAUAUCCUUGUGGUUUGUAGAGAUACUUAGGACCAAGGGAUUACAAACCAUCUUUCAGGCAAUUGGCUUCACUAACCAUUGGCCUGUCAUUUCCUCAGUUGUCUGCUCUGAAGUGGUUUUAGAUUUAGAUUUUAAUGAUCAGGAAUGGGGUUUAUUAUAACUUAUGUUUUAAAGGAUUCGCUUCCAAGUACUUUGUGUGUUACUAUAAAAGUAGUGAGGAGAAGUGGAAGGGAUGGCCGUAGCUGACACAGCUGAAAAAUGAAAUAUUUACUAUAGCAGGGUGUCAGACAGAAAUUAACUUGAAUCCAAUGUAGGCUCUAAGUUGAUGAAAGAUUGCUGUCACAUUAAAAAUAAUGGAUGAAAGUUUUAAAAAUGACCGUAAAAUGGAAAGGUAGUUCCAUUAACAGUAACUGUUUUGGCUGUCACCUGUAGACUUCUUGGAAACCCUUAUCACUUUUUUGUUUUUUGUCUAAUCAAUGUAAUUAUUAUAAGCAUGAAAAAGGGUCUUGCCUGGUCCCCAUAUGGUGCUUCAACCCUUCAUUUAAUCCAAUCAAAGUGCACAUUAAAAUAUUAUAGUAGGCAGUGCAGUUGUUUUUAUUGAAUGAGAGCAUGUCUUGUGUCUGUUUUCUGGUGAUGCUGCUGCUGGACAGAUUGGGUGUAGUCGCACUGCGGUACCCUUUGUAUAAGGACAUGAUGGAAAGUGGCUGGGACUUCAAAGAAGCAGCUGUUUGUUUGACCGUCACAAGCAUAUGCAAAGAUUCCAUCGAGGGCAGGCAGCAUUAGCUCUGCUCACUUUCCAUGCUGUAACAGGGGAUGGUAAUCAAGCUAGCAAUCUUACAAAUCUAUUCACAACUUCUAACUAACAACCUUAAAUUAAAGGGUAUGUAACUUCAAAUGAAAUUUUCAUUUUUAUACUGUUUUGUGAACCUUUAUGAGUGGUCCUUACUGCAAUUACUCAGAUACUUUGUCUCAGUGAAGGUGUGUUGACUAUUUAAGUUCUGGAGCUACUCUUCAGUUCUAAUUGCUUACCACAGACACAUGGGUCAUUCCGUGACCAAUCACCCAGCAGCUAACACCCUGCCAUCUCUGAUUUACACCAAACUCAGUGCUCAGGCCUGUUUCAAAAACACAUUAUUGCAUUUUUAGACUGAUCCGGUCAAGGGGUCAAAAGUUAUAGUGAGGUCAAACGGUAUAAAAAAAAAAAAAAAAAACACAUUUGAAAGACAACCAAGGAAAGUUACACAUUAACAAGUUUUUGACCUUUGACCUUUGACCUUGAGGUGAAACCCCAAAAAUAUGAAUCUAAAAAAAAAUGCCAUGGGAAACAUCCAGGUCUCUGCUUAUCUACAAAAUUUCAGGGGGGUAAUACUUUUGGUUUGCUGUGAAAACAAUAAAAAAAAACUAACCUUGCCCCUCCAUUUCAAAGAAAUCUGAGCAAUAUACAGGUAAUAAUCCCUAUUUCUGCAACAAACAUUUAAUUUGAAUCAGAUGACCAAAGGAAUAACACAUUGUCAGUGGGGAAAAAGCCAACAUAUUUUAUUGCAGGAGUACAAUAACAUUUCUGUGACACAUGGUGAUGUUACCAGCACUGUUCUCAUAAAGUAUGGAAGAUGUUUAUCAGGGUUUCAGGAUUUCAUUCAUGCAGACCCAAAAAGUACACACUUUGCAUGUGUGUGUGUUCAUCACCAGAACGUACAGUUGAUGAUAUGCCCAGUUCCAUUGAAACAACACAUUUUACUCAAAGAAUUAAUGGGAAUAACUGUGUGAUCUGGAAACAGUAAUAAUCAAACUCAUAAUCAAACUUUUAAGUACAUGCAAAAAGUGCCCUGGAAAAAUGGGAAUUACUAAGGACCCUGGAGUUCUUGGCCUAGUAGAUCUCCAGGAUGAGGUUCAGUACAAGGAAUGUGUUGCCAUAGAUCAGCCCAAGUUUGUGACCAUUAAAGAUAGUGACACUGACUUCUUGGAGAAACAUGCCAGUAUUGUGGAACUGCCAUCAUUUCACAGCCAAGGCUCUAUUCAGUUACCUGACAUCCGUAAAAGAGAAUCUAACUGCUUUUCCGAGAACUGUUCUUUCAUGGUCCAAGAUGAGGUCCAAAGCUUCUAUUAGUCAAAUUCCCAAGCAACGCUGCAUCUGUUUGUGGUGUAUUACCACUCAGAAGAGGGUAGCUUUGGAAAUCUACUUUUCUGCAUCAUCAGUGAUUCUCUAGAUCAUUCAAAAUAAGCGAUGUACUUCUUCCAAUCCAAACUCCUCCCCCAUGUGAAGAAAAUGCAUUACUCCAGUGAUGGUUGUGCUACCCAAUACAAAAAACAGUUUAAUUUCACAAAUCUCUGCCACCAUAAACUGCACUUCAGCUGCUGAUUGGAAUGUUGUUUGCAAGUUUACAUUGCAAAGGCCCAUGGGAUGGUAAUGGGGGAACAGUCCCAGUGAUGGCCAGAUUUUAACCCCAGAAGACAUGUAUUAAUUCUGCAAGACUGCAUUCAAUAGCAUAACCUUCAUCGUUGUAUUCAGAAAAUAAAUCAUGGCUAUUGCUGAACACCUAAAGCAAAGUUUCAAGUCUGCAUUGAUCAUAAAGGGCAGUAAGAGCCUGCAUAAGUUCAUCCGUGUUCCCAGACUUUUCCAUCUCCAAUAGUGCACCACAAACUGUAUCUUCUGAGAUGAACCCAAAGCUGAAGAAGAAGAGACAUAUAGGAGAGGACAUUUUGUUAUUGUCAUCUAUGUUGAUGCAUAUUGGAUAAUGAUUGAAAAUGUCAUUGAGGAAUUAGAGACUUCUGUAUGCAGUUCAUGCACCCUGGUGGGAAAUCACAGCAGUAUCACUAGCCAGAUGGACCAACAUUCUUUGCAGUGUUGAAGGCCCUAGUCUCUUACUUCAUCUUCCUCAAGAGGCUACGAGU